Molecule: messenger RNA, 1491 nt
Organism: Lemur catta (Ring-tailed lemur)
Lineage: Eukaryota; Metazoa; Chordata; Mammalia; Primates; Lemuridae
Gene: DRAM2
Product: DNA damage regulated autophagy modulator 2
Exons: 11
Coding region: 439-1239 (266 amino acids)
Biological process (GO): photoreceptor cell maintenance; regulation of autophagy
Cellular component (GO): lysosome
Source: RefSeq, a predicted model, not a curated record
CGCGGGCGCGCUCACAGCCCCGGGCGGGCCUGGCUGCUCGGGAGCGCGCGCCGGGCCCCACCCUGCCUCCAUCCGCCGGGUGCCCUUCCGACGUAGCGGCCCGCACUGGCAGGGUCGGCCUGGUAAGGGAAGCAGAAAGCAGGGGGAGAAGGACUGGCGCCGGGAGCCCACCCGCGCUAGAAGGUUACCGAGAACCUUCGCCCCAGUCCCACAAAAACUACAGUUGACAGUUACCACUAGAGGAGACAGCACAAGAAAUUCAUCUCGUUACCAGUGGCAGUUAAAUAUUUGUGGGAAAAAACAAAAAAACAAAACCUGCAGUUUUGAUUCAUGGAACCUCAAAGAAAGCAGAGAAGAUAGGAUUUACAGAAGGUGCAGAUUUGGGCAGAUCUGAAGACUGACAGUUUGUGAAUUUGUAAAACAGAAGACCUGUUGGAAAUGUGGUGGUUUCAGCAAGGCCUCAGUUUCCUUCCUUCAGCUCUUGUAAUUUGGACAUCUGCUGCUUUCAUAUUUUCAUACAUUACUGCAGUAACACUCCACCACGUAGACCCUGCUUUGCCUUACAUCAGUGACACUGGUACCGUAGCUCCAGAAAAAUGCUUGUUUGGUGUAAUGCUAAAUAUUGCUGCAGUUUUAGGCAUUGCUACCAUUUAUGUUCGUUAUAAGCAAGUUCAUGCUCUGAAUCCUGAAGAGAACCAUAUCAUCAAAUUAAACAAGGCUGGCCUUGUACUUGGAAUACUGAGUUGUUUAGGACUUUCUAUUGUGGCAAACUUCCAGAAAACAACACUUUUUGUUGCACAUGUAAGUGGAGCUGUGCUCACUUUUGGUAUGGGCUCAUUAUAUAUGUUUGUUCAGACCAUCCUUUCCUACCAAAUGCAGCCCAAAAUUCAUGGCAAACAAGUCUUCUGGAUCAGACUACUGUUCGUUAUUUGGUGUGGAGUAAGUGCAUUUAGCAUGCUGACUUGCUCAUCAAUUUUGUACAGUGGCAAUUUUGGGACUGAUUUAGUACUGAAACUCCAUUGGAACCCUGAGGACAAAGGUUAUGUGAUUCACAUGAUCACCACUGCAGCAGAAUGGUCUAUGUCAUUUUCCUUCUUUGGUUUUUUCCUGACUUACAUUCGUGAUUUUCAGAAAAUUUCUUUACGGGUGGAAGCCAAUUUACAUGGAUUAACCCUCUAUGACACUGCUCCUUGCCCUAUUAAUAAUGAACGAACACGACUACUUUCCAGAGAUUUUUGAUGAAAGGAUAAAAUAUUUCUAUAACGAUUAUGAUUCUCAGGGAUUGGGGAAAGGUUCACAAAAGUUGCUUAUUCUGCUCUGAAAUUUUCAACCGGUUAAUCAAGGCUGACAGUGACAUUGGUGAAUACUGAUAAUCAGGAAACAUGAACUAAGCCAUUUGAUGAGUUGUUUUAAAGGAUAUCAUCAAGAUGACUUUAAAAACAUUUAUGCCUAUACUUUUUUAUCCCAGAAAAUAAAACCAAAGGACUAUAA